ACGGUCCGUAUCUCAGAAACAUUUGGCCACGUGAUACUCAUGACUGUUUAUUUAAUCUGCUUGUCCCAGUAAACGUCUCUCCUGACCUGUUCAUUUAUUAGGAUGAAAACCUCAUUGCUUUGUGUUUCUCUCUUGGUCCUUGUGGCCUUGACCUCGGCUGACCUUCUGUCGACCUUGAACACUAUCCACGCUUCAGACGCCUUCAAGCACCUGCCACCGCAAGGUCAGCUGCUGGUGGUGGAGCUGAUGAGUGAAGCUGCAGCAGGCCAACUUCAUGCUUACGUGGCUCAAGUUGGAAUUGACAAAAUAUUUCUCCUUCUCUCCCAUCUUCCAGAACAUGAAGAGGCCGUGGUUGUCAAUGCUUUGAACAAGGCCCUGCAGCACGAGUCUCACCCCGGCAACUAGGACGUCAUCACUACGUCAUUAUUGGAAUAUGUAUUCAAUCUUCCAGUAAAUAAACAUCUUUGACUCCG
Molecule: messenger RNA, 473 nt
Organism: Haliotis rufescens (red abalone)
Lineage: Eukaryota; Metazoa; Mollusca; Gastropoda; Lepetellida; Haliotidae
Exons: 4
Coding region: 103-405 (100 amino acids)
Source: RefSeq, a predicted model, not a curated record